AUGUCGACCCCUCCAACCAACGGCAAUGGCAGCAGCUCGACCAGCAAGCCCAGCAACCCGCUGAAGCGAGUCGAUCUCGACGGCCACGACCUGCCUCCCUCGCCCGCCCCCUCCAGCCCUCGCAACGGGCGGCGGAGAUACGCAUUGGCGACCGAGUUGGUGUACACAGAGAGCAAGGACCAGUAUGGCGCAUCGAGCGUGCCCAUCUACCAGUCCGCCACCUUCAAACAAUCCACAGCCCAGGGCGGCCAGUCCGAGUACGACUACACACGCUCCGGUAACCCCACACGGACGCACCUGGAGCGACACCUGGCCAAGAUCAUGAAUGCCAACCGGGCGCUGGCCGUUGGUUCAGGCAUGGGCGCGCUCGACGUCGUCUCGAGGCUGCUCCGUCCUGGCGACGAGGUGAUCACGGGAGAUGACCUCUACGGCGGCACCCACCGUCUCCUCACAUACCUCGCCACCAACAUGGGCAUCGUCGUCAAGCACGUUGACACCACCGAUGCCGAAGGCGUCCGGUCACACAUCACCGAAAAGACGGCCAUGGUACUGCUCGAGACCCCGACGAACCCCCUCAUCAAGAUUGUCGAUAUCCAGACCAUUGCGAGGGCCGCUCACGAGGCCAAUCCCAAAGCCAUCGUCGUCGUCGACAACACGAUGCUGUCGCCCAUGCUCUUGAACCCUCUCGACAUUGGCGCCGACGUUGUCUACGAGUCGGGCACCAAGUAUCUCUCCGGCCACCACGACAUUAUGGCCGGUGUCCUCGCGGUCAACGACACAGAGCUUGGCAACAAGCUCUUCUUCAUGAUCAACUCCACAGGCUGCGGCCUGACCCCCAACGACUGCUUUCUGCUGAUGCGCGGCGUCAAGACGCUGGCGAUCCGCAUGGAGAAGCAGCAAGCCAACGCCCAGGCCAUUGCCGAGUUCCUCGAGUCGCACGGCUUCCGCGUGCGGUACCCCGGUCUCAAGUCCCACCCCCAGUACGAUCUGCACUGGUCCAUGGCUCGCGGCGCCGGCGCCGUCCUGUCGUUUGAGACGGGCGACCCCGCCGUGUCGGCGAGAAUCGUCGAGGCCGCUCGGCUCUGGGGUAUCAGUGUCAGCUUUGGCUGUGUCAACAGUCUGAUCAGCAUGCCCUGCCAGAUGAGCCACGCGAGCAUUGACUCCAAGACCCGGGCGGAGCGGCAAAUGCCCGAGGACAUUAUCCGGUUGUGCGUGGGCAUUGAGGAUGCCGACGACUUGAUUGACGAUCUGUCCCGCGCACUCGUGCAAGCCGGUGCUGUCACCGUGACCCUGGACGGCUUCCAUGCCACUGGUGCCGCCGAGGAGGUCGGAAAGGCCCCUUUGACCGAGUAA
Messenger RNA from Emericellopsis cladophorae, 1353 nucleotides. Its product is annotated as Cystathionine beta-lyase-like protein. The transcript is spliced from 2 exons. The record is from RefSeq and is a predicted model, not a curated record. Gene Ontology annotation, cellular component: cytoplasm. Gene Ontology annotation, biological process: 'de novo' L-methionine biosynthetic process; transsulfuration. Bases 1 to 1353 code for a protein of 450 amino acids. NCBI's taxonomy places the organism in Eukaryota, Fungi, Ascomycota, Sordariomycetes, Hypocreales, Bionectriaceae. Gene Ontology annotation, molecular function: pyridoxal phosphate binding.